Cynoglossus semilaevis (tongue sole) is the source of this 2113-nucleotide messenger RNA. RefSeq names its product CWF19 like cell cycle control factor 1 (gene cwf19l1). Gene Ontology annotation, biological process: mRNA splicing, via spliceosome. The coding region runs from base 139 to 1809 and encodes 556 amino acids. Lineage: Eukaryota; Metazoa; Chordata; Actinopteri; Pleuronectiformes; Cynoglossidae. Gene Ontology annotation, molecular function: RNA lariat debranching enzyme activator activity. The record is from RefSeq and is a predicted model, not a curated record. Gene Ontology annotation, cellular component: post-mRNA release spliceosomal complex. The transcript has 14 exons.
ACAAAAAAAACCAAAGUAUUGUUUCCGCUUUAUUUUCCGCCCGGACGAUUAUCGGUGACGUACGAAACAUUUUGAGCUCAAGCUGCAAAAUCCAAAACCACACUUUGUGACGGUUUUGUGUUAAGAAUAUAUGAAAAGAUGGGCGAACAACCAGUAAGAGUGCUGGCCUGUGGAGACGUGGAGGGGAAGCUAAACGCUCUUUACAGUCGAGUGCAGGCCAUUCAGAAGAAGACAGGGCAGUUCGACCUGCUGUUGUGCGUCGGGGAGUUUUUUGGAACGACAGCAGAGGCUGAGGCCGAGUGGCAGCAGUACAAGAGUGGAGCAAAGAAAGUUCCCAUUCACACCUGCAUCCUCGGAGCAGCAAGUCAGGAAACGACAAAGAACUUUCCGAGCGCUGAUGGCUGUGAGCUGGUUGAAAAUAUCACAUAUUUGGGUCGUAAAGGUGUGUUCACAGGCGCAUCAGGCCUCCAGAUCGCCUACGUCAGCGGUCGUGAGGCACAGCAGGAACCAGCACAGUCUCACUGCUUCACAGCCAAGGAUCUGUACGCUCUGGUGGAGCCACUCACCAACAACUCCAAGUUCAGGGGCGUUGACAUCCUGCUGACGUCACAGUGGCCGCGAGGGGUGUGGCACUACGCUAACAACCCGGAAGUCCAAACACCAAACACCAAAUUUUGCGGCAGCAGCUCCAUUGCCAACUUGGCAGAUAAGCUGAAACCGCGAUACCACUUUGCUGCACUAGAAGGCGCUCAUUAUGAGAGACUGCCGUACAGGAAUCACAGUGUCCUGCAGGAAAAAGCUCAGCACGUCAGUCGAUUCAUCGCCCUGGCAACAGUCAACAACCCCGCCAAAAGAAAGUAUUUAUACGCCUUCAAUAUAAUCCCAAUGAAAACCAUGGAGCCUUUAGAGCUGGUGAAGCAGCCACAGGACGUGACAGAAAGUCCCUACAGACGCUCCGACAAAGACAAGACAGAGGCAUCCAAGACCAGCUUCGGCAGCAAUGAAGAGGAACCACCCAACCAGUUUUUUUUUGACCUGGGCAAAAAACAAGGGGGCGCUGGUCCAGGUCGUGGUAGGAAACGACAUCAAGACGGAGACGGACCAGGACAAGACCGACGCCAACCACAGGGACAGGCCAAACAGCCACGGCACCAUCCUCAGCCCACUGGACCCUGUUGGUUUUGUCUGGCCAGUCCACAGGUGGAGAAACAUCUAGUCAUCAGCAUCGGAGAGCAUUGUUACGUCGCUCUGGCCAAAGGUGGCCUGACGCCCCGCCAUGUCCUGAUCCUGCCCAUCGGUCACUAUCAGUCCGUGGUGGAUCUGAGCAGCGAGGUGGUGGAGGAGAUGAAGAAGUACAAGUCCGCUCUGCGGAGCUUCUACCAGAGCAAAGGAGAGCGAUGUGUUCUGUUUGAGAGGAACUACAGGAGCCAACACCUGCAGCUACAGGUUGUGCCAGUGCCUCUGGACCGCUGCACCACAGACGACAUCAAGGAUGCGUUCAUGGUCCAGGCUCAGGAGCAGCAGAUGGAGCUGAUGGAGAUCCCUGAACACACAGACCUCAAACAGAUUGCUCCUCCAGGGACACCGUACUUCUAUGUAGAGCUGGACACGGGGGAUAAGCUUUUCUAUCGCAUCAGGAAGCAUUUUCCUCUGCAGUUCGGAAGGGAGGUUCUGGCCAGUGAGGCAGUUCUGAACAUCCCAACCAAAGCAGAUUGGAAGGAAUGUAAACAGAGCAGAGAGGAAGAGGAGCAGGGCUGCAAACAGCUGAGAGACGACUUCCAGCCGUACGACUUUGCCUGGGAGGCCUGAGCAACGACACCGGACAAACCACUGCUGCAAAAAAGGCAGAAACCUUUGGGUUUUUGGACUCGGACCUUAGUGACUCGAGUCACUAAAUUGAAGAACACUGUUUUUAAACCUUUGCCUCAGCCCUUAAUGAUUAUUCAAGGGCUCAGGAUUUUAACCAAUUUCUGCAAACAACUGAAUAAAUUAGGCUUUUUAUUUUUAUUUUUUUAAGCAAAUCAACAGAACAAUUGUGUCAGUUGUUUAAUUUUUUAUUCCUGUAAAUGUUUGUAUUUUGUUAAUGCAACAAUAAAAUCUUAUUUGGACUGAA